GUAUGUCCUUUCUGGCUUUCCGUAGUCGACAACAUGUCUGUUCACCGUGUUGCCGAUUGAACUGUGGGGUUGAGCAACGCGGAGAAUGGAUCCUAGGCAUUCUGACAUAACACAGAACAAUAUCAUAUAGCGGUAAGGAUUCCAGAUAUUUAGAAGCCGCUAUGGCUGAACAUGCUCCCAUUGUGGCCCGCGAGGCAGUGCUGAAGGAGAGCUCCCCCCUCCCUGAGGACCUGCCUCAAAUCAAGGGCUACGACUUUAACCAGGGAGUGGAUCACAAGGCGCUGCUGCAAUCUUACCUCACCACCGGCUUCCAGGCCAGCAGCUUCGCACAGGCUGUGCAGGAGAUCAACAAGAUGAUUGAAAAGCGACUUGAGCCAUUGGAGGAGGUGGGUGGAUGUGACACUGAUUCUCAGCAGCCACGCUUGGGUUGCACCAUCUUUCUUGGGUAUACCUCCAACCUCAUCAGCUCUGGAGUGAGGGAGACCAUCCGGUACCUUGUCCAGCACAAAAUGGUGGAUGUGAUUGUCACCACAGCCGGUGGGAUAGAAGAGGACUUCAUCAAGUGUCUGGCCCCCACUUUCCUGGGAGAUUUCAGUCUGCCAGGCAGAGAGCUGAGGCAGAGGGGCAUCAACAGGAUAGGGAACCUCCUGGUGCCCAAUGACAACUACUGCAAGUUUGAAGACUGGGUGAUGCCCAUCCUGGAUCAGAUGGUUGCGGAACAGAAAACUGAGGGUACACACUGGACUCCAUCUAAAAUGAUCCAUCGUCUUGGCAAAGAGAUUAACAACCCAGAGUCUGUGUACUACUGGGCCUACAAGAAUGACAUUCCUGUGUUCAGUCCAGCCUUGACGGACGGUUCCCUGGGUGAUAUGAUCUACUUCCAUUCCUACAAGAACCCUGGGCUUAUUCUAGAUAUAGUUGAGGAUAUCCGAAGACUGAACAGUACGGCUGUGUUUGCCAAGCGCUCUGGAAUGAUUAUCCUGGGAGGUGGACUAGUUAAGCACCACAUCGCUAACGCCAAUCUCAUGAGAAAUGGCGCCGACUUCUCUGUGUACGUGAACACAGCACAGGAGUUUGAUGGAUCUGAUUCGGGGGCGCGCCCCGAUGAAGCCGUGUCAUGGGGGAAGAUCCGCAUGGAUGCCAAGCCUGUGAAGGUCUACGCUGAUGCCACAAUCAUCUUCCCCUUGCUGGUUGCUGAGACCUUUGUCGCCAGUGCUGCCAGACUGACCGGAGAGAAGAAAGACAACUGUCACUCUUAAACAAAACUGUACUUCUCUGAUAACUCCCAUAUUUAUUGCUAUAUUUGAUUAUUUGUUUCAUUUUUUGCUGUUCCAUGACCCCCUACUCCUUCUCAUCCCGUCUUCCUACUCUUUCAUCUCCUCUCUUCCCAUUCCUCUUCUCCCAGUCCUUCUUACAGUCUUUCCCUCAGUUCCAGUAAAUUAUUUACCUUAAGCAAAAACCUCUAGUCUUCGAUCCACAUAAUUGCCGUAGAAGCAUUUUACGUUGAAUUAGUUGUAACGUCACACAUGGUCUUAUUGUACAGAAGACGUCAAGCAUACAGAUGGUGUCAGGUGUUGCUUGAGUCCCGUCUGCCGUGCGUGUCGGUGUUGAUGUAUGAGUGUAUAUGACCUGGUGUUACGAUGCAUGACCAUAUGAAAACAACAGCCUUGCAAAACUGAGCAGUAA
Brienomyrus brachyistius is the source of this 1686-nucleotide messenger RNA. It is a transcript of the gene dhps, whose product is annotated as deoxyhypusine synthase. The transcript is spliced from 10 exons. Gene Ontology annotation, cellular component: cytoplasm. Gene Ontology annotation, biological process: peptidyl-hypusine biosynthetic process. Lineage: Eukaryota; Metazoa; Chordata; Actinopteri; Osteoglossiformes; Mormyridae. The record is from RefSeq and is a predicted model, not a curated record. Gene Ontology annotation, molecular function: deoxyhypusine synthase activity. Bases 162 to 1259 code for a protein of 365 amino acids.